CGUUCCAGUCAGUAGAGUCAUCACUUCCUUGUUUGUUCUGCGUCAUCAUCGUAGUUUCUGUUUGUUUGCAUCUGAGAAUGUCUUGCUGCGGUGGUAACUGUGGCUGUGGAAGCGGCUGCAAGUGCGGUAGCGGCUGUGGAGGCUGCAAGAUGUACCCAGACUUGAGCUAUGCAGAGAAGACAACCACUGAGACUCUUGUUAUGGGUGUUGCACCUGUGAAGGCCCACUUUGGGGGUGCUGAAAUGGGCGUUGCUGCUGAGAAUGGUGGCUGCAAGUGUGGAUCAAACUGCACAUGCGACCCCUGCAACUGUAAGUGAGAUGCAGAUGAAAGCUUGAAGCAGAGAUGGCCCUUACUCCCAUCGUCAGUGGCAGAAACAAUAGUUAAUUGUAUGAGUGUGUGUGUUUGUUUUGUGUGCUUUGGUGUGACACCUUUUAGAGUUCUAAAAUAAAGUGGCCAUGGCUUGCCUUCAGCAAAUUCAAUUGUUCCGUUUGAUUUGUUGUGGAUGUCUCAAGCUAUGGUUGCUUAUGAUAUCUGUUUUGGUGGCUUUUGUAUAAGCGUUAGCUAAUAAAUCUUUAGUCUUUGCUUAUUAAUGAAAUAGUAUUGGAUUAUGGAAAGAAAAUUCUUAUUUGAUUUCCUCU
This is a messenger RNA of Abrus precatorius (Indian licorice), 639 nucleotides long. Its product is annotated as metallothionein-like protein 2. The record is from RefSeq and is a predicted model, not a curated record. NCBI's taxonomy places the organism in Eukaryota, Viridiplantae, Streptophyta, Magnoliopsida, Fabales, Fabaceae. The transcript is spliced from 2 exons. The coding region runs from base 78 to 317 and encodes 79 amino acids. Gene Ontology annotation, molecular function: metal ion binding.